Molecule: messenger RNA, 1346 nt
Organism: Alosa sapidissima (American shad)
Lineage: Eukaryota; Metazoa; Chordata; Actinopteri; Clupeiformes; Clupeidae
Exons: 7
Coding region: 210-1187 (325 amino acids)
Biological process (GO): cell surface receptor signaling pathway; positive regulation of T cell proliferation; cellular response to lipopolysaccharide
Cellular component (GO): external side of plasma membrane
Source: RefSeq, a predicted model, not a curated record
AGCAUGUAUCGCUGCUAUUGGGUAACUUAAUUGUAAUUUAAUGCAAUAUAUUGAAACUCGAGAGGCGAGAAAAGCAUGGGCGAUGACUGCUAAAAAAAGACAACGUUUGAAAGCUGCAAGUGAGGCAUACAACUAGUCGCACCUUUCACGUUGAUUCGUUUAUCUCAUCGUGAUAACUUGCAAUUUGGGGAAUCCUAUGUUGCAGCAGGAUGAAGGUCCUUUGCUUGGCUCUGACUGUGAUAUUAGUCUCAGCUGCAGCUCUUGUUAGUGCCCAAGAUGUGCAACAUGUGACUGUAGACUUUUGGAAGAACUUUACACUGACAUGUGACCUCACGAUGCACACAGACAUCGCAGCACAGCAGCCACUGAACAUCAGCUGGGAGGCCAUGGGCAAGGACGUGGUGCGGUAUGACGGGAAUAUGCACUAUGGGCCGCUGUUUCAGAACAGGGCCUCAGCCACCUGGGACGAUGGGAAGCUCUUUGUCACGCUGCAUCCAGUGGUGUUGAGUGACGCGGACGUCUACGAGUGCUUGUGGCAUGGCAGGAAGACUCUUCGCACGGUCAUCAUCACGGUUUUGGAAACUUAUAAUGAAGAAGACAUAUUUGUUCGCUAUGUGAACGACAGUGUCCGAUUGCCCUGCUGGGGUAUAAUUUCUAAAUCAAGAACUUUGGAAAAAGUGUCGGUCUAUUGGAAGAAAAAUGGCAAGGACCUCUACAGUCUGGUUGGAGGGAGGCCCCCAAAUCCCCCCAGCUUCAUGUACAACAAUGCAUUUAUGAGCCAGGACCUGAUCCAGGAAUAUGGUGAACUGUCCUUAUUCAUUGAAAACCUGUCACCUGAAGACACUGGAACAUAUAAAUGUUGGUACAGUGACGACAACUUCGCUGCAGUGCCUGGGAUACCAGGGUCGGUCGAGCUUACAGUAUUGGACUACAUACUCCCAACUGAGAUAGAUCCUUUUGUCGUCAGCGACAACAGCAGCUCCAGCCCGACCUCCUAUCCCACCAUGGCCGACCAGGAACAGGAAGAAGUCUGGCCAGAAAUGCAGGGCACAUCAGUUCUAGAAACCAGCCCGGGUGCUGAGGAGACUGUACCCCCACUGCCGUGGGUUCGGAUCGGAAUAAUCUCUGGGGUUCUGAUCAUCACGGCUCUCGUAAUGGGACCACUGGUGGCUAUGGGAAAGAUUUAACACAUCUUUUAGAAGAGAGGCGAUCUGCGUUUUUUUUUUUUUUUUUAAAAACAUUCACAAACUAAGAAUUAUUUCUUUAUUAUGUGUGCUCAGAGAUGUCACUGUUUCAUCCAGUGGUAGGCAAGGAAAAACAACCAAUCUUUCUUUCCUUCCUGUUGA